GGCGGCGGUAGCGGCACCAGUCUGAACCAGAACUGUACGGGGAAGGCAGGGGGGAAGGAAAGCCUUGAACAUCGGGCUAACAAGAAGAUAAAGGAGAAAACUGGAACGCUACCACGGAUUUCUUGUGGGACAAGCGCACAGGCCUCGCUGCGAAAACGAUGCCUCACACCAGACGGUACUCGUCUUCGGACAGAGACAGUCGAAGCAGCUACCAAGACCGUUACAGAGACCGAGACAGAGGGCGAAGACACCGGCACAGAAGAUCGCCUACGUACUCCUCCAGCAGUGACAGAGACCGAGACCGAGACAGAAGAGGGCGGGGACACAGACAGGAAGGAAGCUAUGCACGCUCAAGGAGUCGUAGCUAUGACAAUCGCUCUACGGAGCACCGGCCGUUUGACCGAAGAUACUGCGAGGGAUACAGACGCUUGGAUCAGAGCCGAGAUCGAGACCGCGACAGAGAACGGGAGCCACACGGAGCAGCUGAAAGUUACUACCCACGCGACUUCUCCCCAAACUUGUACGACUACCGACGUGGCCGCGAGAGGGAGCGCGAGCGGGACGAGUCGUACCGGCGGAAAGGCAGCAGGCGUAAGCACAAACGAAGGCGGCGUAGAACCAGGUCCUAUAGCCCAUCCUCCUCGCGGAGCAACAGCCGGACACGGGCACUGAGUGUGAGGGACGACGAGGAAGGGCACCUGAUCUGUCGGAGUGGGGACGUCCUGCAAGAGAGAUAUGAGAUUGUCAGCACUUUGGGGGAAGGCACCUUUGGGAGGGUGAUGCAGUGCAUUGACCACCGCAGGGGAGGAGCCCAUGUUGCUCUGAAGAUUAUCAAGAAUGUGGAGAAAUACAAGGAAGCAGCUCGCUUGGAGAUCAAUGUAUUGGAGAAGAUUAAUGAAAAGGACCCUGAUAACAAAUUCCUUUGUGUACAGAUGUAUGAUUGGUUUGACUACCAUGGUCACAUGUGUAUCUCGUUUGAGCUACUUGCUCUCAGCACCUUCGACUUUCUAAAGGAAAACAACUACCUGCCCUACUCAAUUGGUCAGGUCAGACACAUGGCCUACCAAAUCUGCCUCGCUGUAAAAUUUCUCCAUGACAAUAAGCUGACACACACAGACCUGAAGCCUGAGAAUAUCCUCUUUGUAAACUCAGACUUCACAAUGUCCUUCAAUGUAGAGAAGAAGCGAGAAGAGCGGACGGUUAAGAGCACGGCUGUACGAGUGGUGGACUUUGGCAGUGCCACUUUUGAUCAUGAGCACCACAGCACGAUUGUGUCCACGCGGCAUUACCGUGCUCCUGAGGUCAUACUAGAGCUGGGCUGGAGCCAUCCCUGUGACGUGUGGAGCAUUGGCUGUAUCCUGUUUGAGUACUACCUGGGCUUCACCUUGUUUCAGACUCAUGACAACAGGGAGCAUCUGGCCAUGAUGGAGAGAAUCCUGGGACCAGUGCCCUCUCGGAUGAUUCGUAAGACGAGGAAGCAGAAGUAUUUCUAUCGUGGCCGUCUGGACUGGGAUGAAAGCUCUUCAGCAGGGAAAUACGUCAGAGAAAACUGCAAACCCUUACGGCGGUACUUAUUGUCGGAGGCGGAGGAACACCACCAGUUGUUUGACCUCAUUGAAAGCAUGUUGGAGUACGAGCCCUCCAAGAGGCUGGUGCUGGCCGACUCCCUCAAACACCCGUUCUUUGAUAACGGGGGCAGUGGCGAGGCAGCGGGCAGCAAGAACUGGGAGGGCAACCGGGACAUCAGCCGGUGACCCGCGAGCCUCCAAAGACUGAAUAACAGAGGAUAUCAAGUCUUUCAUAUGUGGAGCAGGUGAACUGUUGAAUAAAUCGGGGCUUCAGAUGUUCUGUCGUUUGUCAUUAAAGCAUGGACACCAUAACUUCUUGCUCCUCCACCCUGCCCCCUCCGACAUCCACCUCUGCAGCCACAAGAGGCAUGUUCCUGCAGCAGAGAGACCAAAAUAAUCAACAAAAGACUGGAAAGGAGUCAAAAUGAAUCUUUUCUAGCAGCCACAGCCUCAAAAGUAGCCCUCUAUGCAGCUCCUGUCUUCCUUUUGACUUCGGAACCACCUUCUUCUCUUCCAUCCGUCCAUCUAUUGUUUUCAUCAGCAUGUAAAGAAAGUAAUUCACCUUUCUAAGGAAAUAAGCACUACAAAAUCAGUUAUACAGUAACUCAGUUUUGUAGAAGAAAUGUCUUCCGAUUCUGAAGUCGAAGGAAAGGGUAAAAAGGAGAUAGAGCUGUAUAUGCAGCGCAAGUCCUCACCCUCAUAAUUCUAAACGUGGAGUCAUGCAAGAUAUUCUAUUACGCUACCAUCAGAUCAUUCAGAUUGAAUAUCACAUUUCUGUGGAAAUUACUAAUAUCUCCAGCAGAGACAAGUGUCUCAAGUUUUUGUUGACGUUUUUGUUAAGUGAGCACUUGCAUUGCAUAUGGUUUUUUUUUUUUUAUAUGUAUAAAAGGAUUAUCCCUUAUAUGGAGACUCUUGCCCUUAAUAUUCGGUCGUUAGACCUGUUAUUAUUCGCCAAUGAGAUGAUAAUGGUGAUGGACACUCCACACAAAGGCAUCGGGCCUGUCUUAUUGAUAGAUAUGUUUAUGUUAUGCAAUGCUUUCUGGGUGUGUGAGUGUGAGAGUGUGUGUGUGUGUAGGGGUGGGAUGGUGUGGGUGACACGUUCAUCUUAAUGUUUUUCUCAGUGGCUUCUUAGUAGUUCAGCAUUAGUCAUGGGAGCAUUCUGACAUACUUUUAAAACACAAAAAAGAUAAACUGCCUUGUCCAUGUGUGAUAUGGUCAGACCUGAAGUCUCUCCAUUGAGGUUAAGCACACAGCUCGUGGUGGUUGCCAAUGAGCCACACACAACUCCUGUUGACAGUAUUUAUUUUAAGUUCCAAUAGGUCAUAGUCUCCACCCCCCACCUGUACAUGACUUGUUUUUUUUGUAUGAAAUUAAAGCGUAUAAAACUGUAUAUAUGUAUUAUUGUGUAGAAUUAAAGUUAAGUCCUCCUUGCCAAAGGCUUAUGGUGCUCUCAGUAUCAGUUUCGGCCUCUGGUAGCAAAAGGGAGGCGUUCUGUCUUUAAAUACCA
Morone saxatilis (striped sea-bass) is the source of this 3075-nucleotide messenger RNA. It is a transcript of the gene clk2a, whose product is annotated as CDC-like kinase 2a. The record is from RefSeq and is a predicted model, not a curated record. Gene Ontology annotation, biological process: protein phosphorylation; regulation of RNA splicing. Bases 159 to 1754 code for a protein of 531 amino acids. Gene Ontology annotation, molecular function: ATP binding; protein tyrosine kinase activity. Gene Ontology annotation, cellular component: nucleus. Lineage: Eukaryota; Metazoa; Chordata; Actinopteri; Moronidae. The transcript has 13 exons.